Sceloporus undulatus (fence lizard) is the source of this 2045-nucleotide messenger RNA. Its product is annotated as 1-phosphatidylinositol 4,5-bisphosphate phosphodiesterase zeta-1-like. The transcript is spliced from 13 exons. The record is from RefSeq and is a predicted model, not a curated record. Gene Ontology annotation, biological process: lipid metabolic process; positive regulation of cytosolic calcium ion concentration involved in egg activation; intracellular signal transduction. Gene Ontology annotation, cellular component: nucleus. Lineage: Eukaryota; Metazoa; Chordata; Lepidosauria; Squamata; Phrynosomatidae. Gene Ontology annotation, molecular function: phosphatidylinositol-4,5-bisphosphate phospholipase C activity; calcium ion binding. Bases 109 to 2001 code for a protein of 630 amino acids.
GAGGGAGGGAGGGAAGCUGGGGGCCGGGAGGGCCGGGGGGCUAUGCCGCUGUGGGAGCUGCUGAGACCAUCGCAGUGAGGAACACGCGGAGGAGACCACCAGGGCAAGAUGGAGAAUAAGUGGUUCAUGGAUAUCAUCUUUGAUGAAUUUAGGGAUGGCAAGAUUAACAUAGAUAAGACCUUGAAACUGUUCAAUAAGAUGGAAGUCAGCUACGACUACGUUCAUGUGAAAAAAGUGUUUAAGAAAAAUGACAAACAGAAGUCGGGACUCAUCACCAUGGAAGAUUUUAGGGCAAUUUACCGAACGAUUUUGCACAGGCCUGAACUUAACGAACUCUUCAGCAGCUACGCACCAAACAAAAAAGUUCUGACAGCAGCAAAUCUCGCUGACUUUCUGAGAAAGGAACAGUUUGAACUUAAUGCUGAUGACCGAAGAGCUAUUUCUCUCAUUAAUAGAUACGAACCCAUUGAAGAAGCAAAAAAACAAAAGCAGAUGACCUUUGAAGGCUUCAUACGAUACAUGCUUUCAGAAGAGUGCAACAUCUUCAAAGUACAGAACAAGGCUAUUUACCAAGAUAUGAGCUACCCACUGUGUGAUUAUUUCAUAUCAUCGUCACACAAUACCUACCUGAUACAAGACCAGCUAAUAGGGCCAAGUCACCUUUGGGGCUAUGCCAAUUCCCUGAAGAGGGGAUGCCGCUGUGUAGAAAUUGACUGCUGGGAUGGGCCGGAUGGUGAGCCUGUUGUUUAUCAUGGGCAUACUUUGACAAGCAAAAUCACCUUCCAGAAUGUCAUCAACGUGGUCCACAAGCAUGCCUUCGAGGUAUCCGAUUAUCCCAUUAUUUUAUCUUUGGAGAACCACUGCAGUCCUCCCCAGCAGGAGAGAAUGGCAGCUCAUAUGCUAGACAUCUUCAGAGAUACACUCUGUGUUUCAACACUUGAUGAUUCUAUGCCAUCUCAGCUACCCUCCCCAGAGGAACUGAAAUAUAAGAUAUUGAUAAAGAACAAGAAAGUUGGCAGCCUAGAAGACACCCUUCGAAGGAGAGGUGAGAGAUGCCGGGGUCAGAUCGGAGAAACGGAAGAAACAGAAGUAUCAGAUGAGGAGGAGGAGGAUGCUACUGGACAUUUGCUGAAGAAAAUUCCUCAUAAGACACCAUCCAAAAAGGGCAAGAAGGAAAAGGGCCAUAAGGUUAAGGUAGCCAUGUUGCUGUCAGAACUUGUCAUUUACACUGCUUCUCGGAAGUUUGCCAGCUUUGAAGACUCAAGGGAGAAACAAAAGUUUUACCAAAAUAAUUCUAUCGGAGAGGUGAAAGGCCAAAAGCUCAUUAAAAGGAAAGCCCCUGAUUUUGUCUCGCACACCGUCCGCUUCCUCACACGAAUCUACCCCAAAGGAACCAGGACAGACUCUUCAAAUUACGACCCACAAGAAUUCUGGAAUGUUGGAUGCCAACUGGUGGCCUUGAAUUUCCAGACACCUGGAGUACAGAUGGACCUGCUAAUUGGAAAGUUUUUGGACAAUGGUGGCACUGGUUAUAUCUUAAAGCCAGAAUUCUUGAGAAGGAGAGACACAGGUUAUGAUCCAUUCAAUGUUGCUGGGAAAUACAAUCCAAUUUCACUGUCAAUAAAGAUUAUUAGUGGUCAUCAGCUGCCUCCAAGUAACCUCUCCAAGAGCAAUAAAGCUGAUCCUGUUGUCAAAAUUGAAAUUCAUGGUGUUCCCGGAGAUAUGGCCAAACAGCAGACUUCUGUAAUAAAGAAUAAUGCUUUGAAUCCUAGAUGGAAUGAAUCAUUCACAUUUAACGUCCAGGUUCCAGAUCUUGCCUUGAUACGCUUUGUUGUAGAAGAUCAGAUGGCAUUAACUGCCAAUGACUUCCUUGGUCAAUUUACUUUGCCAGUUCUUAGCAUGAAUAAAGGUUAUCGCCAUGUUCCACUAGUCUCCAAACUUGGGGUCUCCCUCAAGCCCGCAUCACUCUUUGUGUACAUCUGGUAUUUUCAACAACAGUAAUGUCACAACCGCUGCCCCCAGCUGCAUUUUUUAAUAAAGCAACC